AUGGCUGCGGCCGACUCUGAUGCCUCGGUUGGGGGUAGCCAUGGAUACAACGUUGUUGCCCGAGAUCACACACAUGAACGAAGGUUGGACGGCAUCACCGAUGAUGGCUACUCGAACCCUCUUUGGGAACAUUAUCAGCACUCUCAACACAAGAAACACUCCGCUGAUUGGCAUGGAGGAGGUUCUUCACGGAAAGGUCAUGGGAAGGGAAAGCAUCCCCAGCAGGAUGGUGGUCGACGCUCAUCUGGUGGAUCGCCCGGGAAUUGGAAAAAAGGAAGAGGUCGUGGUGGAGGAAGUAGUCAUUAUAAAACGUACACACCGAAUGUUGGGACUGGCAUGCUUAAUCGUGAGAAUAUCCCUGUCACGGACGAGGAAUGGGGAGAAGGGGCACUCAUACUUACCCAGGAGAGCCCAGCAGCACCGGCGGAGGGUGCGGAGAAAUCCAAGCUUUCUAAGGUUUCACACCAUGCCCCGGCACCACAGGAAGACGUCGAUCCCGAAGUACUGCGUGCUACCCUUGAAGCGUUGACAUUGGGAGGAUCGGUUGCGCAUGGGGGUUCUGUUCCUGAAGAUGACGCUUCAAAUACUGAUGCGGUUGAGGAUACAACCGAUGGACCACGACUGCGUGUGGAUAAAGAAGCAGCGAUGCGUAUCAUUUGUCAUUAUGCUGGUCUAAGGAGGCCUCGAUGCAUCCCCUCUGAGAGAACUAUGAGAUCGGCCUUCCCGAUUCAUCGAGGGCUCCCCUUCCGAAGUAUUUACCGUAAAGCAAGGAGACUAGGCAAGGGUAGCUAUGGCGAAGUAUAUCUAGCGGAGGAAGUCGGUAUUAAAGGGCGCUUGGUAGCAGUCAAAGACUGCCAAGUUGAUGAAGCUGUCCAGUCUGAUAAGGCGACCAGGAGCUACACUACGGAGAUAGCUGCACUUUCGGCCUUACCAUCACAUCCAAGAAUUAUACGGGUUUUUGAAGUGUUCGAGAUGAGACGGAUUGUAUCACAUUGUUAUGAAGCAUGCUGGGCGCGAACUCUACGAUCACAUAGUACACACUGCACGGGAGAAUCCGACACU
Messenger RNA from Perkinsus marinus ATCC 50983, 1062 nucleotides. RefSeq lists its product as hypothetical. The record is from RefSeq and is a predicted model, not a curated record. The transcript is spliced from 8 exons. Gene Ontology annotation, molecular function: protein kinase activity; ATP binding. The annotation marks the transcript as partial. NCBI's taxonomy places the organism in Eukaryota, Perkinsozoa, Perkinsida, Perkinsidae. Gene Ontology annotation, biological process: protein phosphorylation.